This is a messenger RNA of Neohortaea acidophila, 2038 nucleotides long. RefSeq names its product MOSC domain-containing protein. The record is from RefSeq and is a predicted model, not a curated record. Gene Ontology annotation, molecular function: 2 iron, 2 sulfur cluster binding; pyridoxal phosphate binding; oxidoreductase activity. Bases 185 to 1879 code for a protein of 564 amino acids. The transcript has a single exon. Lineage: Eukaryota; Fungi; Ascomycota; Dothideomycetes; Mycosphaerellales; Teratosphaeriaceae.
AACAAUUUUCCCAUGAGUCCGUAGGAUCAGCCUCGUCUCUGAUCUUGCUUAUGAUUGCAGGCAGGUCUCGAUAUCCCGACCAAUUGCCAUCAUUUUAGAUGCGUCGAAAUUCUGUGUGAUAGGAGGUGGCGAACGGUUCUCAUCUUCUGCCGGCAGCAGCAAACCCGUCGACUCAACCAUCCUCAUGCCUUCCAUAUGCGACCGCAACAUCACCAAAGAAGUCAUCACUCAACUCGAGCAUGCGCCCCAACCGCCCAAAAGCCAGCUCCUAGAGGUCCGUUUCGGCGCAGUGAAAGAUCUCCACGGCGAGCCCUCGGGAAUCUUCAAGGAACCCCACGAUGAAGCCAUCUACGUCGGCCUGACGGGCCUCGCCGGAGACGAACACGUCUACGCUCCGCACGGAGGCGUCGAGCGUGCGGUCAUGCAAUACGAUGCGGACCACUACGCCGACUGGCGCUGCGAAAGCUCGCCUUUUCCGGAUCUCUUCCAACUCGGAGACUUCGGGGAGAACCUCGUGGCUACGGGGAUGACGGAGGCGAAUGUGUGUGUUGGCGAUCUGUACCGCGUUGGCAAAGAGGUUGUUCUGCAAGUCAGCGAGCCCCGGGACCCAUGCUACAAGCUCAACAAACGCUUUCAAUGGCCGAGGGCGCUGAAGCGGAUCACUCGCACUGGACGGGUGGGCUGGUUGAUGCGCGUGUUGCAAACUGGGUACAUCCGAAAGGGCGAUGAGAUGGUGCUUCUGGAACGUCCGCAUCCGCAGUGGUCGUUGCUGAAUGUGAAGCGAGUGGUGCAGGGGAAGUCGGUGCCGCUGGAACUCGUGCAGGAACUCAUGGAGCUGGAUGUCCUGACGGAGACGGUGCGAGGAUAUGCGGCAAAGAGGAUGUUGACGGCGACGAAGAGGUACAGGCUGGUGAGCGCCGAGAACGUCACUUCGCGAGUGAAGCACCUGACGUUUGAACUCGACGAGCACAACCUCGUCAUUCACAAGCCUACGUUCCCUGCAUACAGCUUUGCUAAAAUCGACUUUGGCCCGGACUUCAGCAUCUCACGUUCUUACUCCAUCGUUUCUGGCGACAUGAACCGAUUCACCCUCGGUGUCGCCCUCGACGAUAACACCCGAGGCGGCUCAAGCUACAUCCACAGCAAAUUGGCCCUCGGCGACGAAAUCCGCAUGACACCAGGCAGCGACCCAGCCGGCAUCGAAGCCGAAGAGAAAUGCACGCCCGACGCCAUCGACAACCGCAUCAUAAUCAUAGGCGGCAUAGGCGUGACGGCGUUCCUGCCGUCCAUCGACCUCUGCGAAGCGCAAAACCUACCCUAUGAAGUGCACUACGCCGUUCGCAGUCCUGAAGACGCGGCAUUCGUCGAUCGCAUCCCGUCUUCUCGCCUGAAACUUUACGCUAAAACGCAACAGAAGCGCCUGGACGUGCAGGAGUUGAUCCCGCCUCCAAGCGAGUCGGAUGGGAGAUUCACGACGCGCAUCUUCACCUGUGGACCUAACAGACUCAUGGAUACCGUUCGAGAACAUGCAGCGAGGCUAGGCUAUCCCCCGCACCUCCUGCAUUUCGAGAGUUUCGAAGGCGCUGGGAAGGCAGCGAAGGACUCGAAGCCUUUCAACGUUACGGUGCACGAUGAAGAGGCUGGACGGAGCGUGCAGCUGCGAGUUGAAGCGGACAAGACGCUAUUACGCACGCUGAGAGAUGCCGGAUUUGAUAUGACAUAUCUCUGUGAACGGGGUGGGUGUGGAGCGUGCAAGGUUGCGGUGGCCAAGGGCGAGGUGUGUCAUAAUGGCAUGGGGUUGUUGGAGAAGGAGAGGGGGGAUUACAUGCUUAGUUGUGUGGAUCGGGCGGUGACGGAUAUUGAGAUCUUGUAUGAUUGAUUGGGGAGCGAGGAUGAGGAUAUAUCAGCGGUGUUCAUUCCAUAGAGGAGAUGUAGUUCUCGAUGUAGCCGAAGCCGUGAAGUGAAUGGUGGAAGGCUGCAGCCAAUCACAGCGAAUCAAACUCCGCCCGACAAUCGUCAUGCAGGAAGCUUUACGACG